Molecule: messenger RNA, 1342 nt
Organism: Closterium sp. NIES-67
Lineage: Eukaryota; Viridiplantae; Streptophyta; Zygnematophyceae; Desmidiales; Closteriaceae
Source: the annotation of a GenBank genome assembly
UAGCCUAGAUGGCCGAAGAUAUCGCGAAGCUGUGCGAAACCGUUCCUCCGGAUUUAGCGGACCUGAUUAAAAAAUACCCCGAGAUUUUCCCGGACGACUUGCCCGCUGGACUUCCGCCGAGCCGACCAGAAGACCAUCGCAUCGAGCUGGAACCAGGCGCCCAACCGACAGUACAGCGACAAUUUCGGCUCAGCCAACCAGAAUUGGAAGAAUUGCAGCAACAGCUGGAUUACCUUAUGACUAAGGGAUUUAUCUGGCCCAGCACGUCCCCAUACGCCGCCCUGGUCCUAUUCACACCGAAAAAGGACGGAGGAUUCCGCAUGUGCAUCGAUUACCGCGCGCUCAACAGAAUCACAAUCAAGUCGCGUUACCCGAUCCCGCGAGCCGACGAACUACUCGACCAACUUCACGGAGCCAAGUUCUUCUCGAAAAUCAACUUGCAAGGGGGUUACCAUCAAAUUCGCAUCGCCGCUGACGAUUGUCACAACACCGCAUUUCGUACCCGCUACGGCAGUUACGAAUACUUGGUGAUGCCUUUUGGCCUCACGAACGCACCCUCGACUGUUCAGAUGACCAUGAACGACAUUUUCAGGGAACUCUUGGAUAAAUGCGUUAUUAUCUACCUCGACGACUGCAGAGUUUUUUGGGUUUCGUCAACUACGAUCACGCUUCAUACCACCGCCACCGGACACUAUUUUAAUAAGCGUGAUACUUCUCGUAUCUGGGUGCCCGGCUACGAUUUACUCCGCACCCUUCUAAUACAGGAAUCCCACGACAACCCUACCUCCGGGAAUUUCGGAGUCGACAAAACUAUUAAGACGUUGCAGCGCAACUAUUAUUUGCCGAACAUGGCCGACGACGUGCGUAAUUAUGUGUCCUCCUGCACCGCCUGCCAGAUCAUGAAAUCCUCCCAUCAGCGAGCAGCUGGACUACUACAGCCAUUGGAUCCGCCCGAGCUACCCUGGCAACACAUCACGAUGGACUACGUGACAGGAUUGCCGGCCGGUCAAAGCGGAAACGACGCCAUCCUCAUGGUCAUUGACCGACUCACAAAAAUGGCGCACUUCAUCGCCUGCCAACAGUCGAUUAUAGCUGAGCAAACUGCCCAACUGUUCAUCGCCAACGUCAUUCGACUACAUGGACUGCCUACCGCCAUCAUUUCGGACCGAGACCCGAAAUUCACAUCGAAUUCUGCACCACCUGUGGGACCAAUUCGGCACCAAACUACACUUUUCCUCCGCCUACCAUCCACACACCGACGGGCAGACCGAACGAGUCAACCAAACUAUGGAGCAACUCAUUCGGACUACCUGUACUGACCCACAGACAUGGGAGAAAUCCU